Solenopsis invicta (red fire ant) is the source of this 1007-nucleotide messenger RNA. It is a transcript of the gene mgr, whose product is annotated as prefoldin subunit 3. The transcript is spliced from 3 exons. The coding region runs from base 91 to 654 and encodes 187 amino acids. NCBI's taxonomy places the organism in Eukaryota, Metazoa, Arthropoda, Insecta, Hymenoptera, Formicidae. The record is from RefSeq and is a predicted model, not a curated record. Gene Ontology annotation, biological process: protein folding; tubulin complex assembly; microtubule-based process. Gene Ontology annotation, molecular function: tubulin binding. Gene Ontology annotation, cellular component: prefoldin complex; cytoplasm.
GAGCAUGCGAAUCGUGCAUCACACUGGUACGAGACGGUGCAGGAGUAGGAGAUACAGGAGUGCACUUCGGGAGUAUACAGGAACAUCAAGAUGGAAGACGGUGACAAUAAAGUGGAAAUCGAGUUAGGUAAAGAUAGGAAGUCCUAUGCCGGUAUACCGGAGGCCGACUUCGUGGACGAUGUCGAGGCUUUCAUGGCAAAGCCAGAAAAUGAAUCUGUAGACAAGGUACUCAGAAAGCUCGACGAGAGCCAUGGAAAGUACAAGUUUAUGGAGUUUAACCUAGUCAACAAACGAAGACGCUUAAAAACACAGAUACCAGAUCUAGAACGGUCUCUAGAGAUGAUUGAGAAACUACAGAGUGAGAAGAGUAGUUUAGAAACCCAAUUUCUAUUAUCGGAACAAGUUUACGCGAAAGCAAUAAUACCGCCAACAGACAAAGUAUGUUUAUGGCUGGGUGCUAAUGUCAUGCUAGAAUACACCUUAGAUGACGCGCAAGAAGUGCUGACCAAAAAUAUUGAGGCAGCUAAGAAGAAUUUAGGAUAUGUAGAGCAUGAUUUAGACUUUGUUCGAGAUCAAUAUACCACUAUGGAAGUGAACAUGGCACGUAUCUAUAAUUGGGAAGUGAAGCGCAGACAGGCGGCGAAACCCACAUGAAAUUUAUCAAUCUUGUACUUGAAUUUGCCUAAAAUCAAGAGAAUACCUACUACAAAAUAUUUACCACAUUACGAAGAAUAAACUUUGUCAAUAAGCAGCACGAGAUAUUAAAAUUUUCAAAAAAAGACUUAGAACUUAUUUGAUUAUCAACUUCGUCACGCAUUAAUAUUUAUCUCACAAUAUAAAUACAUCUAUACAUCUAAACUUUUGUAACAUUGCUAACUAAAAAUACUAUUUUUUACUUUCACAUAUUGACUUUAUUUGCAAUAUAUUGUACAAAUCCCAAUAAAAAAUUCCAUACUGAUUAAGGCAAUAAAUGAUAUAUUUAAGAAUAUACGUAUAUUGUAAUAAAC